AUGACAUCACUGGAGACCUCAUCGCUCGCUGAAUUGCGUGAGCAGUAUGACUAUGUGGUUGUGGGAGGCGGUACCGCUGGCUUGGUUGUGGCUAGUCGGUUGACUGAGGACGCCACUGUCAGCGUCCUUGUUCUUGAGGCUGGGAGCAAUCGGGUGGAUGAUCCACGAAUUGCAGCGCCUGGCCUCGCCGCGAGUACCUAUGAUGACCCUGAAUUCGAUUGGUGCAUCACCAGUCCUCCUCAGGAACAUCUUAACGGACGAUGCAUUGCCGAGCCCCGCGGCCGAACACUUGGUGGUUCCUCUGCCAUCAACCUGGGAAUGGUGAUUUACCCCAGCCGGACCGAUCUCGAUUCCUGGGAGCAAUUGGGCAACGAGGGAUGGAACUGGGAUAACCUGUCGCAGUAUAUCAAGAGAUCGCAGACUUUCACCCCACCCUCGUCCGAAAUCAAGGAGCAGCUGUCAUUGCAGUAUAUUGAUCCGGCGGUCCAGGGUGAAUCGGGCCCGCUUCAGGUUUCGUUCGGUGAUGGGCCCUUCCCGACGUUUAACGGCGCAUGGCCUAAAGUAUUCGAAAGCCUCAACCAUCGGAUCACCGGUGAUCCAAUGUCGGGCAUCGCGAAGGGAGCGUUCUGCAAUCCGGGAUCUAUCCACCCAACAACCCGGACACGCAGUCACGCCGGAGUAACAUACUACAACCCUGAAGUGGCGAAGAGACCGAAUCUCAGAGUCGUCACAGAAGCCCUAGUGGAAAAGAUCCUCUUGGAAAAGAAGGAGCACGCUGAUGCAGUGGCUACCGGGGUCAAGUUUGUUGGCAAGGAUGGUGUUCAAAAGAUUGUGGCUGCCAAACAUGAGGUUAUCCUGGCAGCGGGCGCAAUCAAGACUCCGCACUUGUUGGAGCUGUCUGGUAUUGGCGAUGGCACCCUUCUCCGUUCGCACGGGAUCCAGCCUAUCGUGGAAAAUCCCAAUGUUGGAGAGAAUCUUCAGGAACAUGGAUUUGUUCCUUUCAGCUGGGAGGUUGCCGAAGGACAAAUGACCGGUGAGGCCCUUCGUAACCCUGAGAUUGCUGCUGGUGCAAUGGCAGCCUGGCAGCAGUCUGGCGCUGGGCCAUUGGGGCUUUGCGCAAUUGCCUCCGCAUAUAUGACGCCCCCAGAACUGCAAGAUGGCGAACUUCACUCGCUCAUCACCGAGUACCUUAAGAGCGAGACUUUAUCACCGGGAAUGAAGGCCCAGUACGAGGUGCUGCGGAAGAUGCUAGAAGAUGAGGAGGAGCCUAGUGGCCAGUACACUUUGGCCCCAUUCCAAAUCACCCCCGAGAAAGGGCCCAGCCCGAAGGGGAUCUUUGGAAUGACCGAGCCGGAAAACUUCAUCAGCAUUGUUUCAGUCCUGAACCGCCCCUUCUCUCGCGGCACCGUCCAUAUGGGAUGCUCCGAUCCGCAGGCGAAGCCGAUUUUUGACCCGCGCUUCUUCUCUCACCCCCUGGACUUGGAGCUUCACGCGCGUCAUGUGCGCUGGUUAGAGACCCUGGCUUGGACGGAGCCGAUGGCGUCUCUUCUUAAACCUGCCGGACGUCGCCUGCAAAAUUCCUCUCGAGACAUUUCUCUUGAGACUGCGAGAGAGCUCGCUCGGGAUCGCAUCGUGGCUCACUACCACGUUGCAGGUACCACUGCUAUGAUGCCGCGUGAGAAGGGCGGCGUUGUCGAUCCUCAGCUCAAGGUGUACGGCACCCAGAACUUGAGAGUCGUAGACGCUGGCAUUUUCCCUCUCAUUCCGCGUGGAAAUAUUCAAGCGACUGUGUUUGCAGUGGCCGAAAAGGCGGCGGACAUUAUUCGAGCCGACGCUAAGGCUCGGUCACACUAG
Molecule: messenger RNA, 1854 nt
Organism: Penicillium canariense
Lineage: Eukaryota; Fungi; Ascomycota; Eurotiomycetes; Eurotiales; Aspergillaceae
Product: GMC family oxidoreductase
Exons: 2
Coding region: 1-1854 (617 amino acids)
Molecular function (GO): oxidoreductase activity, acting on CH-OH group of donors; flavin adenine dinucleotide binding
Source: RefSeq, a predicted model, not a curated record